AAAAGUUGAACGCUUAACAUAAGCCCACCCGUGCAUAAAUGCAUUGGUAAUGUUUUAAACUCCAAAAUAAAGUGGAAAAGAAUGGAAUUAGCUAGGGUUUAAGUAAAUAAACUCUCGGCUGAUGCUCUGCACCGUAUAAAAAGCUGAAAAAUAGAUAACUUAAUCAAGAUAGAGUGAAUAUUGCCAUUUAAUUAAACCGGGCAGACAUAUUUUAAAGGUAGGAUUAAACAGUUCAAUAUAGUUCAACAAAACUAAUACAUUGACGGAGAAAAGUGAAUAAAUGGAGUACGCUUAGAUACAACAGUAUAUGAAAAUACCUGUAUGUUUGUACAAGGCAAAUGAGGUGAUGUGAUAAGUAAUUUCUCAUUGAUCCCAAUAUGAUUCAUUCAACGAAAUAAGAGAUGAAAUAUUGUAAACUGCAUGGAUAUUAAUGGAUGGUAAAGUUAAACGGAAUGCGUUUUGGUGGACUUACUCGCUUCAUAAACGGAGAAAGAGUGAUGACAUGAGAUCUCCCCGUUACCAUAGCAAUAAUCAGUCUUCUAUUCGCAAUGCUCGGACGGAGCCUCCCAGUCCAAAUGUCCUGAGUCAACCAGAGUUCCCCGUCCACCAUGCAGAGUCAACCCCGCAGCUUAGCAUGGUUAGCCUGAGAAAGGCGAGCAAGGGCGACACGACAGAAAGCAUCGGCUCUUUGGAGUCGGAAUCCCCAUCAAGUAUGAGCAGAUCUCGGAACGAAAAAUUCCACAAAAUAUUUAAGAAAAUUCCCGAAGAAGAGACAGUAUGCCAUUAUUUUUCGUGUGCCUAUGUUGGAGAUAUCUUGCUCCAAGGUAAUCUUUACGUAUCCCAGAGAUAUUUAUGCUUCUACUCAAAACUUGUAGGAUAUGAGAAAAAGAUAGAGUUAGAAUUUGACAAUAUUGUGGAAGUUACCAGAGAAAGGACAGCAUUUAUAAUUCCCAACGCCAUUGGAAUAAUUACAAAAACCGAUAAGUAUGUAUUUGGAUCUUUUUUAUCUCGAGAAAAUGUGUUCAAGAAAAUAACUCGGACUUGGAAAAAGUCAACGGAUGGGACGCUAAGCAAUGGCGAUGACAUUUACAGUACAGAACAAUCGGAGACACCAUGCCCGACACCUAGUCCUAGCCUAGAUAAUAACAACAGCAUACCAAACCCAGAGGCGUCCCCUCAGAAAUCCCAACAGAGUAAUAGUCCCACUGAUCUCACUAGUAACUCGGAUGAGUCCAGUCUUAGCGAUGAAUACGAACGGACUGAACACAGUCCGUGUAACUGUGUGCGUCAGAGGAAAGGAGGAGUAUCGUCAGAGAAUAAGGCGAGCACCUGGCCCCGUAGUUUCAGAGAUAGUCAAAAUUCACUCAGGAAAUCCAGAGAAGAUAAUACAGGGUCAAAGACCGAAAACUCAAGCUUUGGGUUGCUUAAUUUCGUGCGGAGAUUAUUUGCAUUGAGGAAAACCAAUUUACUGCUGUUUAUAUGUAUCAUUAUGGUGAUCUUCCUGCUGGUGUCCAUGAUUGUAUUGUACUACAAGAUCUCACAGAUAGAGGGCGCUCUUGAUCAGCCAUUUAUUGGCCUGGGAACAAGGUCAUCUCAUAACCAUAACCUAUAUAGCCUAAAUCAGAAUAUUCAUGUUGCAAAUAUGGAUAGGGUUCACGCUAUACUACAAAACCAUUUAGCAGUACUUGAUCAAGUUAAAGAGUCGCUGAAGUCACUUCAGAUGUCGCCAUUAUUUAAAUCCUCCUGUUCAGAGAGCAACGAAUAACUCAAUAUUUAAAGUCUCUCGAGCAGAGUAUAAAAUAUAAUCAAAAAUCAUGAGUCAAUACUAUUGCAGUAAAUUGGAUAUAUUGGGGAUACCGAGCUCUACACAAAUUAUUUAAUCACUUAAUUUAAAAGUACAUGUUUUAUGAAAGCAGUUAUUUGAGCCCUGGUGGCGACAUUUAAUGUACCCUAAAUGGAUUUGCAGGAGAUAAACAAAAGAGUAGAUAAACUACGAAAUUAUUCACCUAUGGUGCCAUCGAAUCGUGCAACGAUUAGUUUAAAGGAACACAGACUUUAUGACAGUACGAGUCACACACUAUUAUCAGAUCAUAAAUGAUACCCAAUUUUCUCAGAGUCAGAUGCAACUUGGGAUUUUAGUAGUUUAUGUGAGUUAGGAGCUUAAGUUUGCACAUAGUACUGUUUCAAAUGACGGAAUUAACCAAGGAGAAUAAAUUGUUCAAAAGGAACAAAUAAGACAUGCUAACACUAAUGCCUAGCUUGAAUAGGUUUGAAUUAAUACAACCAUGACCAAGGUUCUAUUUUCUCAUGAAA
Molecule: messenger RNA, 2313 nt
Organism: Owenia fusiformis
Lineage: Eukaryota; Metazoa; Annelida; Polychaeta; Sabellida; Oweniidae
Source: the annotation of a GenBank genome assembly